AUGGCUACUAUGCGUGCAGUCGACAUCAAGGGUGGGAAAGGGCCCAUCUCGGCGCUUUUCAUCAACUCGGAAACGCCCAAGCCGACGCCCAAAGGAAGCCAGGCACUGGUGAAGAUAAAGGCAUUUGGACUGAACCGCAUGGAUCUCUUGCAGCGGGAAGGACACUAUCCACUUCCGCCACAGGCGCCGUCGACCCUCGGAGUGGAAUUCUCGGGCACGAUCGAGUCGUUCGGAAACGAGCCUGAGCGGGGCUUCAAGGUUGGCGACGAAGUCUUCGGUCUGGCGUAUGGAGGCGCCUAUGCCGAGUACAUCGCGGUCAGCACGCACAUGCUUGUCCACAAGCCCAAGGAACUCAGCUGGGAGGAGGCGGCGGGGAUUCCAGAGACGUGGAUCACCGCAACACAGGCGCUCUACCUCAUCGGUGACUACAAGCCUGGCAGGAGUGUGCUGUGGCAUGCGGGCGCGAGCAGUGUGUCGAUCUCUGGCAUCCAGCUCGCGAGAGCAGACGGCGCAAGUGCCGUGUACGUGACUGCGAGCAGCCAGGAGAAAAUCGACUUCUGUAAGUCUCUCGGCGCGACCGAGGGGUUCAACUACAAGACAGGGGACUGGGCGCAGGAGCUACUCAAGUACACCGACGGCAAAGGCGUUGAUUUGAUCGUCGACUUCAUCGGUGCAGCGUACUUUGAUCAGAACCUCGAGGCUGCGGCCAAGGACGGACACAUUGUCAGUCUGGGGAACAUGGGCGGGAGCGUCGUUCAGAAACCCGUGGAUAUCAGUCGCUUCCUGAGGAAAAGACUGCGUUAUGAGGGCAGUAGUCUCAGGAGUCGCGAUGAAGGCUACCAAGGGAAACUGAGGGACCAAUUGGUGGAGCACGCGCUGCCCAAGUUCAUCGAUGGCUCGUUCAAGGUCAUUGUUGAGAAGGUGUUUAAAAUGGAAGAUAUUCAGGCGGCCCAUGAGCUGCUGGAGUCGAACCAGACCAAAGGGAAGCUGAUUGCGACGGUUUACUGA
Exophiala aquamarina CBS 119918 is the source of this 1008-nucleotide messenger RNA. Its product is annotated as NADPH2:quinone reductase. The record is from RefSeq and is a predicted model, not a curated record. Gene Ontology annotation, molecular function: oxidoreductase activity. The transcript has a single exon. NCBI's taxonomy places the organism in Eukaryota, Fungi, Ascomycota, Eurotiomycetes, Chaetothyriales, Herpotrichiellaceae. Bases 1 to 1008 code for a protein of 335 amino acids.